This is a messenger RNA of Cyprinus carpio (common carp), 2206 nucleotides long. Its product is annotated as polyunsaturated fatty acid 5-lipoxygenase-like. The transcript has 11 exons. Gene Ontology annotation, molecular function: arachidonate 5-lipoxygenase activity; iron ion binding. NCBI's taxonomy places the organism in Eukaryota, Metazoa, Chordata, Actinopteri, Cypriniformes, Cyprinidae. Bases 376 to 1974 code for a protein of 532 amino acids. Gene Ontology annotation, biological process: lipid oxidation; linoleic acid metabolic process. Gene Ontology annotation, cellular component: nuclear envelope. The record is from RefSeq and is a predicted model, not a curated record.
UGUACGUAUUCCUAAAACAGUGAUGUUUUGCAAUGAUUCUUCUCAGAAGUGUUAAGAUACAUAUUACGAUUGACUUAAGAAUUAUUUGGAGCUAGAUUUAUUGAGUUCUCUGUGACUUAAUGCCUAAGGGAAUUUGUUAAGAUAUUCCCCUACCUUGCUAAAAGACUCAUUAGUCGCCAUGCCCCAAACUCAGACCAUUAGUUGAGAUAGAAAGUAAUGUGUUGGGCUUAGACAAGGAAGAUUUCCAUUCAACUCAAGGGAAGUACAGUAUUUGAACUGGACACUGACCUGGAUCAUUGCUUCUUGGGCACCCACGUUCUGGCCCUUGAAAACACUUUCCUUUAAAUAUAAUUCUUGGUGUAACUGUACAAGUAAAUGUUGUCAUUUUUCUUGUGGAAGUGGAAGGAAUGGAGCCCAGGCUUCCCUAUGAGCAUAGACGCCGAUGUGAAGGAUCUUCCUAAAGAAGUUCAGUUUGAUGAAGAAAAAGAAUUAGAGUGGUAUUGCAAUUUAGGGAAAGUGGGGGUGUAUUUUGGUCUUGAGAAAUUUGACGGACUCUUUGAGUCCUGGAAAGACAUUAAAGAUAUUGGACAGAUACUUGAGCAUUUGGGAACUCUGGGCCACAAGUCCGCAGUACUAGAGAACGUGAUGCAAAACUGGAAUCAAGAUUACAUGUUUGGCUAUCAGUUUUUGAACGGCUGCAAUCCUGUCAUGAUCAGGAAGUGCAUGCAACUUCCAGACAAGUUUCCAGUCACACACGAGAUGGUCGAGGGCUGUCUGAAGACAGGACACACACUACGAGAGGAAUUACAGGCAGGAAACAUCUACAUAGCAGAUUAUGAAAUACUGAAGGGAGUGCCAGCAUCCAGCAGCCAGCGCUAUCUGACUGCACCCAUCUGCCUACUGUACAAGAAUGAUCUGAACCAAAUUGUGCCAAUCGCCAUUCAGCUGAGUCAAACCCCAGGGGAAACUAGCCCCAUCUUUCUCCCAAGCGAUAAUAAGUUUGACUGGAUGCUGGCCAAGAUGUGGGUGAAAUCCUCUGACUUCAAUGUACACCAGCUGGUCACACACCUUCUCAAGACACAUCUGUUCUCAGAGGUUUUUGAAAUGGCCAUAUACAGACAGCUUUCUGCCAUCCAUCCCGUAUACAAGUUAUUGAUGCCUCAUGUUCGUUUCACAAUUGCAAUCAAUGCAGAGGCCCGAGAAAAGCUCAUCAGUAAAAACGGGAUCUUCAGCCAGGUUGGUAGCAUCAGUGGAGAUGGGAUGGGGAAACUGAUACAAAAUGCCAUGGAGACUUUAACCUACAAGUCCCUGUGCUUCCCUGAGGACAUAAAAGCUCGAGGAAUGGAAGAUGUGCCCAAAUACUAUUACAGAGACGAUGGAAAGAUGAUCUGGGAGGCAAUACACUGCUUUGUUUCUGCUGUGGUCAAGAUCUACUAUGACAGCGAUAAGAAGGUUCAACAAGAUGAGGAGAUUCAAGGAUUUGUUAAGGAUGUUGCCUGCUCUGGCAUGAAUAACUCUGCCAACUUUCCAAAGUCUCUGGAAUCUCGAGAGCAGUUGGUCGAGUACCUGACUGUCGUGAUUUUCACAGCUUCAGCACAACAUGCUGCUGUCAACUUUGGACAGUUUGACUGGUACGCCUGGAUCCCCAACAGUCCUUCCACCAUGCGCAAGCCACCUCCCCAGAAGAAGGGCCAAGUGGAUAUGGAGUAUAUCAUGGAUAGUCUGCCUGACCGUGAUUGUUCCUGCAAGGCUCUGGCAACAGUUUGGGCCCUCACUCAGACCGAGUACAAUGAGCUGUUCCUAGGCAUGUAUCCAGAUAUGUACUUCACAGAGCAACCAGCGAAGGAAGCCAUAAAGACUUUCCGCCACAAACUAGAAGAGGUGACCAACAUCAUCAAGAGCCGGAAUGAUGAAUUGACAUUGGCUUACUGUUAUCUGUCCCCAGACAAAAUCCCCAACAGUGUUGCAAUUUGAGAAAAUAUUUGAAGAAACAUUUUGCCAGCCCUAAUCAUAAGAUUUACGGCCAAAGCAUGCUUGUUUGUGGUGUGUUUUAGGUAAUCGUUUCACCUUAUAAUUUUUUACCUUAUUGAUAUCUAACAUCUGUAUGGAUUUUGCACUGAUCAUGUUUUGCUGGUUUGGAGGGAAUAUAUUUCCAGCUUCAUUUCUUUUGGUAUGUGGGAGGUUUUCUCUGAUAGAGGUUAGCUGA